AUGUCUGCUCUAACAACCCUGCAAACCAUGCCCCGCGACAAGCUCCUCCUCAUCCUCGCAUCAGCAGCCGGUCUCGUGUCCAUCCUGUCUCUCAUCCGAUCCAUGAUGACAAAAUUCGCAAAUAUUAAGAAAUUGUCGACGCUCAAGACGCCUGAAAAGGAAUCCUUCUUUUUCGGAUCCCUCGGGAAUCUGCUGGAUACCAAGCUCGGUGUUGAGAGGAACUCUAGGCCGGAUUUCAAAACCGGAGGCCCGAUUGGGAAUCUGGCGUAUACGCUGGGCGGAUCGUAUGUGCUGUGGAUGUGGGGCAAGAUGAUGCCGUUUGGAAGCAGUAUGGUGGUUGCAAGUGACCCGCAGUUUAUUGAAGAGUUGUUGAGUGCAAAAGUUAUGGAUGAUAUGGUUAAAGGGAGGAGUUAUGAUAUUACUGCUGAUCUUAUUGGAAAGGGUAUCCUAUCCAACACUGGCGAAUCUUGGAAACACAACCGCCGUCUCGUCGAACUAGGCUUCCGUCUCGAGAACCUGCGUUUCAGUGCCAAACGCAUCAACACAGUCCUCGACCGUCUCAUCACACGCUGGAAAUCCGACGCCACGACCUUCCAAAACCAAGAAUUCGACCUCCGUUCCGAAAUGCUACGAACCACAAUGGACGUUAUAUGCCAAGUCGGUUUCGGACGCGACUACGAGUCUCCUGAAGAAGCGGCCAAGAUCUCAUCCCCCAAUAAUGAGUCCCUCUGGCUGGUUUUCCAGAAUAUACUUGAUGACAUAGCUCUUCGGGCACGUCAGAGGCUCAUCCCUUGGUAUCAAAUCUGGCCAAACUUUGGAUAUGCGGCACGUAUGAAGUGUCUUAAUACAGCCGUGUCGGCCAUGAUUGAUGAUCGGUUGGCUGCAAUACGGGAUGGCAGCAUCAAGAAGGAUUUGGAGGCCAAGAAUAACGGGACGCUGCUUAAUGCUAUUGUGGAUUUGGAUGAAAGCGGGAAGAUGAUUAUGAGUAAGAAGCAGAUGAUGGAUGAGAUCAAGACCUUGUUGUUUGCUGGACAUGAUACUACCGGAUCUGCUGGGUCAUGGGCAUUCCAAGUCAUUGCGACAAACGCCGAAGUUCGUGGCAAACUGCUGGCGGAAAUCAAGUCAUAUGUUGGUGAAAGGAGACCAAGUAUGGAGGACGUUGAUCGGAUGCCAUAUCUUAACGCUUUUCUUAAAGAGAUUUUGAGAAUGUACCCUUCCGCCGGUUUCACACGCAAAGUAGUCCACGAUGUAACCUUGAACGGUCACAUAAUUCCAGCCGGUGUGGAAAUCAUGGUCCUGCCCAACAUUAUUCAGAACGACCCCAAAUAUUUCGGCAGCGACGCCAAUGUUUUCAGACCUGAACGCUUCCUUGAUCUUGAUGAGGUUCCCCGCGGCUACCUCCCAUUCUCACUGGGUCCCCGUAACUGUGUCGGUAUGAAGCUCGCUCAACUCGAACUGCGUCUGGUCGUGGUUCGUCUUUUGCAAGAGUUUGAGUUUAUCUAUGGAGAUAAGCCUGCACCGCCUGUCCUUUUAACCAUGACUCUAUCUCCAAGUGAGAUGCAAAUGAGAGUCAAGCCCAUCAGGGCGUAA
Synchytrium microbalum is the source of this 1590-nucleotide messenger RNA. RefSeq lists its product as uncharacterized. Gene Ontology annotation, molecular function: oxidoreductase activity, acting on paired donors, with incorporation or reduction of molecular oxygen; monooxygenase activity; heme binding. The record is from RefSeq and is a predicted model, not a curated record. NCBI's taxonomy places the organism in Eukaryota, Fungi, Chytridiomycota, Chytridiomycetes, Synchytriales, Synchytriaceae. The coding region runs from base 1 to 1590 and encodes 529 amino acids. The transcript is spliced from 8 exons.